Messenger RNA from Paramormyrops kingsleyae, 3727 nucleotides. RefSeq names its product multimerin 2a (gene mmrn2a). NCBI's taxonomy places the organism in Eukaryota, Metazoa, Chordata, Actinopteri, Osteoglossiformes, Mormyridae. Gene Ontology annotation, molecular function: protein binding. The record is from RefSeq and is a predicted model, not a curated record.
AAAAGCCCCAGAUUAUUUUCCAGCAGAUUCAGAGGCUGCAGCGGGAACAUGGCUGUGCGGAGGGUGGUGCUGGGGUUGGGGCUCAUACUGGGGCUGCUGGGGGUAGCGCCGGCCGACCUGAGGGCCAGGGAUCCUGGGCUGGAGGAUGAGCCCCGGAAAGCCGCAGGACAUAGCUUGGAGCGCUUCCUGCAUGGCACCCGUGGGGGACCACAGGGGCACCGGGUCCCCGCCUCUGCACCGCUGGGGCACGCACACCUGGCGGACCCAGCUCACCACCAAGUGGAGGAAGUAGCACCCCUGUUAGGUGAUGCAGCGAGCCAGAACUCUGUAAAGCGUAUAGGGAACUGGUGUUCAUACAUCAGCUACCGCGUGGUGACCAUGAAGGUGUCCUACGGGACAGAGAAGUACACCAUCAAGUCGCAGAGCCCCUGUCCCAGUGGCUCACCAGACUGCCAACUGGUCAUGUACAAGCUGUCUGUGCGGCCUGUGUACAAAGAGCUGCCAAAGAUCGUCUCGGCCCAACUGUGGAGGUGCUGUCCAGGUCAUGGGGGAAGCAACUGCGAGGACACAGUCACGCAGGGUCACGUCUCGGACAGCAGUGACCAGACAGGAAGCGCCCCCCCUGUACUGUCAGAGAUCCGCCGCAGAGCAGAUGAGCGACAGGCACAUCCUGAUGGCUUCCAAGCGUACGAGCAUUUUGAGGAGGAGAACAGCACCGAAACAGCUUUGAAGCCCGACCAGGCUCAUACAGACCACUUUGGUCACCAACAUGAUUACAAUCAUGGUCAUGAUGGCGAGCAUGACAGUCACCAUAACCAUAACCAUCAUUUUGACCAAGAUUAUGACAACCAUAAAACAGAUGUGGACCCAUCAAUUCAACUGCCCUUCCCAUAUGGUGGUGAGCCCCUGUCCCUCCUGCACAUUGAGACCAUGCUGAUGGCCAGGAUCCAGCCCUUCUUGGACAGCUUCAACCAGACCCUGCAACAUCUCUCCCAGGAGGUGGGUGACUUGUCCCAGGACCUGGCUGAGCACAGGCGAGAAUGGGUGAGUCUAAAGCCAGCAGUGACGGAGCCCCCAGAAGUGUACCGAAACCUGGAGUACAGACUGGACAACGUGCAACGGGAGAUGGAAGACAUGAGUGUGCGGCUGGAGGACAGAUUGCACUCCCAGCACGCCAUGCUGCAUUAUAACCUGACCAACUUCAAGACUGACAUGGAUGGAAAAAUAAAACGCACCCAGAAAAUGAUACAGGUGAGCCUCCAGUCUCUAAAUGCCUCCUUAGCUGAUGUGAGGGAGGACCAUGCACAGCUGGAGCACUGGGUGCAAAGAGGAGGUGACCAAGGUGGAAGCGUCAAGCCGAGUCAGCAGCAGGAGGACUCUGCGAUGUGGGAGGCAAUCAAUAGCCUUGAUAAAAAAGUGAUCAACCACACAGUUAAGGUAGACACCUUGCUGGAGGACCUGAAUCUGGCCAGAAACAACAUUGGCAGCCUGCAUGCAGAGUACCAACGCUUGGAUGAGUGUAUCAAGGACACCAGCCGCAAAAGCCAGAUACAGUACAUGGAGACGGGGCUGGACGUAGAGGCGGCCAAGGUGGAGGUGCUCAGGCGGGUCAACGAGUUAGUCAGCAACCUCACAGAACAAGAGAACCAGUUGAGGGAUAUAGACUCAGACACAGACUACCUGUUUAUACAGUUUUACAAAAUCCUCAAUUCCACUUCCUGUAACUGUGAAACCUUGGCUGAAGACCUGUCCAGGCUAUCGUGGAAGGUGGUCAAUGUCACAGAGCUGGCCAAUGAGAAUAAGCUGGCCCUGGAAACCACAGAUGAGCAACAUCAAUGGUAUUUGAACUGGGACACCAGCAUGGAUGAUGUGAAUGUGAGACUACUACAGGUCCAAGAAUCUCUGGCCUCUGAGCAGAACAAGAGCCGCCUCUUGGCCAAGGACCUGUCCCAGCUGUACUCUGGAUUCCUUGGGAACCAACAGGACAUUCAUAACCUGUAUAAGAAGCAUACAGAGAAAGAGGAAGAGAUGAAUCGGCUCUCCAGCUUCUUUGAUACGCUCCUGAAGGAUGCUAUCCGACACUCGGAGGUUCUGGAAAUCCUGCUAGGAGAGGAAGUGCUGGAAUUUAGGGAACGGUCAUCCUCGGAACUGGAAACAUACUCCAUCCCUGUGCUUCAGGCAAAAAUUAAACGUAUGUCUGAGCAGAUCAAGAGCCAGAAUCAUACCUUGCACAGUGUUAGGAUGUCCAUUCAAUCUGAGGACCCAGACAUGUAUGAGCACACAGCACCUACAGAGUGGUCCACCAGAGGCCUCAAGAGAAGAAGUGGGGACCAGAGCAAACAUGCUUUUCCAGAAUCACGACUGUUGCCCAUAGAAAUCCAGAACCUAGCGAGAGAGAUAGAGAGAUUGGGGGUGGAGGUGAGCAGAUCCAAAGCCCAAGGCUGCCUCUCCUGCUGCAACUGCACAGAUCAGAUGUCCUCUGCUGGACAGGUGGCACAACUUGAUUCUGAGGUGGCGCUGAUGCGCGCCGCCCUGCAGGACCACCUACGUCUCUUUAAGAGUGUGUUCAGCAACACUGAAAUGUUGGCCGGCUCUGAUGACACACUGGACCUUGAUCAGCUGUGGGCCAUGGUCAAGGACAAAGAAGAGAAGAGGCAGGGAAAAAGUCACAAGGAGAAAAAGAAGGGCAGUUCGAGACAAAGUCAAAAUGGAGGUCAACACAACAAAAGGGACAGUGACCAGCACCCAGACAAUAAGGACUGAACUAUGAGCCACAUGAUGACUGUUUCACACAGUGAGCAUUUUGAUUUUCACUGAAUCACAGACAUUAGAAAUGUCUGAAUUCGUGUUAAGUUUUAAUUUUCUUUUAAAAGAAGGUUGCACCUGAAAUGUCUGAAGAAUUUUUUUGGCAUUUCUUUGAAAGAGUAUGCAGCUUUCUCAGUGUAAUUCAUGCAUAUGUCUCAUGUACAUUUCAUAUAUGUUUGAAAGAAUGUGUAAAGCACUUUGAAAAUUUUACUAUAAGGACUGCAGUCAGUAUUUCGGUAGCUGGUUAGUUAAUCGCCUAUUGACCAGAUAAUUUACUUAGUGAGUUGGGUGUUCAGAGCAUAUAUUUAAUUCAAAUUUUUCAAAAUCUUUGCAUUCAUACUGAGUAAAUGAAAAGCUUUGCUGUAUGAUACAGUUGUACAUGUCAAAAGUGACACAGCACAAGUCAGUAUCCAUCUUAUAAAAUCUGCAAUUGUGAUUAAUUAAUUAGACAGUUAAUACUAAAUGUCACAUUAUAUUAUAUAGUUAUUGCUGUUACACUUUCUAUACUGUACAUUAUCAGAAGAACUGUAUCUGGUAUAUUCUCCAUUGGUGUUAUUUUUUUCCACACUUGUAAGGUCUGGUAUGACGGCUUUAUUUAUUUGUUAUCAUCUUGUUUAAUUUAAUACUCAUUUCAGAUGCACUCCGGUAAUCCUAAUUGUUUUGUUACAUUAUUGCUCUUCACGUGACCAGGUCUGACUGAUUGCUUGUGAAAUGCACAGGUGAUAUUUCAGCAGAAGCAACUCAGACACAUUGAGGGGAGCUGGGAAUUGUGGGGAGUUUGGCCAGAUGUUGCAUCUCACAUUCAGUCUUUCUUAAAUUCCCAAAGAAGCUGAAGCCCACUGGUGGUUUUUCAGAAAGAUGCUACUUGUAAACUUGUGAAUAUUAAGAAUCUGUCUUCCAUAAAAUGUUUUUCACAAAUUCA